Molecule: messenger RNA, 828 nt
Organism: Pleurotus ostreatus (oyster mushroom)
Lineage: Eukaryota; Fungi; Basidiomycota; Agaricomycetes; Agaricales; Pleurotaceae
Exons: 4
Coding region: 1-828 (275 amino acids)
Molecular function (GO): protein binding
Source: RefSeq, a predicted model, not a curated record
AUGUCGAGCAAUAAAGAUAGGGAAAGUGACGACCACGGCUUGAAGGCUGUAAAGCAAAACUCGAAGUAUUACUUGAGGGGCGGGGACCUCCACCUACUUGCUGACGGCGAACUAUUCCGUGUUCAUCGCUAUUUUUUCGAGCGCGAGUCUGAUAAGCUACGAGGAAAGCUUGCCCAACCCGCGUCGCCGGGAGGGAAACCGGAGGGCACGAGUGAUUCGAACGCAAUCAUCCUAAGCAAGGUCUCUGCCGCAGAUCUGGAGAAGUUUCUCUGGGUCUUCUACAACCCGCGUUAUUCGUUGUAUGACGCCACAUUCCAGGAGUGGUCUGCGAUUCUGCGACUGGCGGACUUAUGGGGGUUCUGCGAGGUCAAAUCUCUUUGCAUCAGACAGCUGGAGAGCAUGGAAAUCGACAUCGUGGAUCGACUGGUGUUAUAUCAGAGAUUCAAGGUCACGGAGGAGGUUCUGAUUCCCCGCUAUGUUGAAUUGUGUUCGAGAGACGAGCUCUUGACGGAAGCGGAAGCGACGAGCCUCGGCAUCUCCACGACCGUGAUGAUAUGCAGCCUCCGCGAGCGUCUGCGCUCCAGUGCGUCGCCUUCUGACGGCUCGAAAAGCCCCCUUCCGCCUGGCCUUGACGCUGAGGAUAUCGCGAGUUUCAUACGAGCUACAAUGUCGGGGGCUUCCGUUCCAUUCUCGCCUACAAAGAAAACUCCUAAUGGACUGCCCAUUUCAGACAAAAAGGACAAAAAGAAAGAUAAAGACGACAAGGGCCGAAUAAAUGGGACCAACGGCGACAACCCCGCCGGCGGUUACAUUAAGGGCAAACCCUAG